AUGGCCAUACAAUAUGCUCCUCAGCUCAUCUGCCACAUACUAUCCCGGCCGUGGAUAUGCCCUCUGGAUAGAGGCUCCCAUACUAUUCGCCUGCUAAGAUACAUCGACAAAUUCCUCGACACCGGUAGCCGGGGAACGGCUAUAACAAUGGCGAGUGCUGGCACGCUCCGCGACGCCUGGAACCGUAUUAGGGGCCGGAGGCUUUCUAUGGACUAUAGGGCCAUACAGACAUCAGACACGAACAAUGCCUCGAGGACAAUAAACCCGAUGAAACAGCUCCUAGGAGUUGACCCUUUUAUUAUACCUAGUAACAAAAUUCUCCUUUACAGACACACCCACAUACGCACGCUACAUAUCAUCGGCCAAGUUGGAAGAUGUAUUAAGGCUAACGUUGAGUCACAAUACGACAAAUGCAUUAACUGCAAACCCAAGGAUACGGCCAAAAUAGCCGAAACAACGGGGAGCCUGGCCAGGCCGGCUGCCGAGUCCCGCGGCCCUCCAAGAGCUUGGUAUCGGGCCAGAUUCGUGCGACUUUAUCAGCCUCUGCACAAGCGGGCUAAUGAAAUGGAAGUGGAAACCUACUAUAUAACUCCAGCAACCUGA
This is a messenger RNA of Ustilaginoidea virens, 603 nucleotides long. RefSeq lists its product as uncharacterized. Lineage: Eukaryota; Fungi; Ascomycota; Sordariomycetes; Hypocreales; Clavicipitaceae. Bases 1 to 603 code for a protein of 200 amino acids. The record is from RefSeq and is a predicted model, not a curated record. The transcript is spliced from 4 exons.